AUGUCAACCAGGAAAGUUAGAGUCAAGAAGUUGAGCGUCAAGACGCUUCUUCCUGUGCUCAGAGAGACCGAUAUCGAUGCUGCUGAGUACGAAUCUUUGACUACCGAGACUCAAAUCGCGACCGGUGUCGAAGCCGCCGAAGAAACUGAAUACCAUCUCCAGUCAAUUCUUAAAGAGGCAGGCACCAGCAAUGACCAAGAAAUUCCUGUCCCGCCUCCUCAGGAGAGUCAGAUCAACUAUGAUCAACUCUACCCCAGUAACUUUCAGCAACCUACCUCUUUCAUUCGCUUCUCGCAGACUGUCGAAGAAUGCAUUGGCGUUUCGUAUGACAUGACAACUGAGGAUGAUGAGUACUUGAAGCAGUACAAUGCCACCAAGAAGACAGUCGCCUCUCAACUGUCAGAAGAUGACUUUGAGCGCAUUAUGGAAGUGUUCGAAGACACAGCUUCUGAACAGACUCCAUUCGCUUCCAUAGACAACACAGUGGUCGGCUAUGAUCUGAUGGUGCCCUCUCUUACCUCGCUCGGUGGCAACAAGCUCAUGGCGCACUCCAAGUACGUCUACGAGCACUGGAAGACGCGCCGGCAGACGCUCGGCAACAAACCUAUUCACCCAAGCGUCAAGUUCGAGACACAUCAGGAAAGUGACGAGGCCGACCCAUAUGUGUGUUUCCGACGCCGUGAGGCCAGACAAACGCGAAAGACACGGCAACGAGACGUUCAGAGCGCCGAGAAACUCAAGCGACUUCGCAGAGAACUUGAAGAUGGUCGGCAGCUCAUCAUCCAGUCUUAUGAGCGCGAGAUGCUCAAACGUGAACUACUUACCUUUGAUCGGGCCAUAUUCGAGCAGAGAGCCAAACUCAAGGAGAUGAAGGUCAAGCUCGGCAUCAAAACCGAGGACGACGACCUCAUCAACCACAAGCCUCCCAAGAAGAAGCCCGUGGAGGCGCCUGCUCUCCAGAAGCCACCCGGCAACCACCUUCGCAUUGCCGUGCGGCCGGAUGGUCGAUCCAUGGAGGCAGACUUGUUGCAGCUGGCAGAUAAGCUCGCUGAAAAGGAGAAUGAGUUGCGCGCAGAUGUUGAAAGCAAGGUCCACAACCACCGAAAGUGGAACCAGAACCAUGUGGACCUCACGCGAGACCCCCUGUCCCCGGUCAAGGAACAACGCAUGGAGGCCAGCUUCCGUCCUGCCAAGACUCAGUAUCUGAUGACGCCUCCCGCAUCCACAUCUUCCGAGUCAGAUGCCAUGGACGUUGAUGAAGAACCCGAACCUGUACCUGAUAGAAGCGACAUGUCGGUCUUCCAGUUCACAGCCGGCGGCGGCAAAGAGAAGCCUUCCAGCAGCCAAGCAGCCUUCCGCCGACGCAUUGGCCGUUUGGGUCGGCUAUGGAUCGACCGCCGGGGAAUGAGUGGAAUGACUACACCGCCGAGGGUGGAAGGUGAAGAGUAUACUGAUCGGUGGAAGUAUGACCAAGACGACGAGGACGAACCGCAGGUUUACGAGGUGGACCCAUAUGACACGCGAGCCUUGAAGUUCCGCGCGACGAUUCCCUUGUCGCAGUAUGUGUACCAGCGCCGGCAACUUCCGCAUGAGGGCAUGGCCAACGGCCAAGCAACUCCGCAAGUAGCAGCAGCGGCUGGCAGACCUGCACUGCCGCAGCCUCCGACGCCGCAGCAGCAGGGUCAACCACAGCCGCAAGCAACGCCGCAGCAACCGCGGCAGCCGCCUCAGGCUUCUCCGCCAGCUCAACCUGCUGCUACCCCCUCAUGA
Messenger RNA from Colletotrichum paranaense, 1770 nucleotides. RefSeq lists its product as uncharacterized. Gene Ontology annotation, biological process: regulation of transcription by RNA polymerase II. Bases 1 to 1770 code for a protein of 589 amino acids. Gene Ontology annotation, cellular component: piccolo histone acetyltransferase complex; NuA4 histone acetyltransferase complex. The transcript has 3 exons. NCBI's taxonomy places the organism in Eukaryota, Fungi, Ascomycota, Sordariomycetes, Glomerellales, Glomerellaceae. The record is from RefSeq and is a predicted model, not a curated record.